CUUGCGCACAGUACCAGGUCUUGCUGUGAGAAGGAACUUCAAGGCGAGAACGUCAAUUUGUUUUUAGCCUCCUUACAUCAAAAUUAAGACCUGACGGAGUCGAAAUCUUCAGCCAAAAGAUGCCUGACUUGAGAGGGAAGGUAGCCAUAAUCACAGGUGCGAGUUCUGGCAUCGGGAAGGGGACAGCUGUGGAAUUUGCUCAGCUGGGAGCGCACUUGGCUCUGACUGGGAGAAACCUGGAAAACCUGCAGGCCACAGCAAAGGCCUGUGUGGAGGCAGGGACUCCAGAAGACAAGAUUCUGGUUGUAACAGGAGACAUCUGUGAUGACGAAGUAAGGAAGAACCUGGUGGACCAGACUGCUCAGAAGUUUGGCAGGAUCGAUGUGCUGGUUAACAAUGCCGGCAUCGGAAAGUUUAGUGAUCUGGAGACAUUAGACAUGGCGGAGUAUGACAGAACGAUGGACGUCAACGUUCGCAGUGCGGUCAGACUGACUCAGUUGUGCGUUCCACAUCUCACAAAAACUAAAGGUGCCGUUGUAAAUGUGUCCAGCAUAAAUGGGGUACGAUCGAUGUCAGGAUGUCUCGCGUACAGCAUGAGCAAGGCAACACUGGACCAGUUCACAAGAUGUGUGGCGCUUGAACUAGCUUCCAAGCAAAUCAGGGUCAACUCUGUCAACCCUGGUGUGAUCCCGACAGACUUUUUCAAAACUAUGGGAAUGCCUGAAGAGAAGAUCGCCCAGUUGAUGGAACGUUGCAAGACCUUCCACGCCCUGGGGAGGCCCGGAGAAGUGUCCGAAGUUGCGAAGACCAUCGCCUUCCUGGCCUCGUCUGACGCGUCCUUCAUAACCGGCGCCCAGCUCUCAGUGGACGGCGGAUGGCACCUCAUGUGUCCGCGUUAACUUUGUUAACUUGAAAGAUAACAUUUGCAAAGAAAAUGCAUAAUGUUUACCUUCGUAACUGAAGAAUAAAAGAUUAAAAUAUUUAAGCUUGUAUUCAUGAUUAAUAUGGACUGUCAUUAUAUCGCUGUGGGAAGAAUGUGCCUUCUUCUAUGUGCUUAAAUGUGUAUUUGGUAUAUAGCCUGCACCGUAA
Branchiostoma belcheri (Belcher's lancelet) is the source of this 1089-nucleotide messenger RNA. RefSeq names its product 3-oxoacyl-[acyl-carrier-protein] reductase FabG-like. The record is from RefSeq and is a predicted model, not a curated record. The coding region runs from base 120 to 899 and encodes 259 amino acids. The transcript is spliced from 9 exons. NCBI's taxonomy places the organism in Eukaryota, Metazoa, Chordata, Leptocardii, Amphioxiformes, Branchiostomatidae.